AUGUCCGGUGUCAACAAGGCCUGCUGCUCCAUCCCCCCAAUUGUCGCCAAGGGCUACCAGGCCAAGGGUGAAUACAAGACUAUCAAUGGCUUGAAGACUUAUGUCACCGGUCCCGAAUCCGCCACCAAGGCCAUCCUCGUCAUCUACGACAUCUUCGGUUUCUUCGAUCAGACCAUUCAGGGUGCCGACAUCCUGGCCACCGCUAGCGAACAAAAGUACCGCGUGUUUAUUCCCGAUUUCUUCCAUGGCGAGCCCGCCGAUAUCACCUGGUUCCCGCCCCAGACCGACGAGCACAAGCAGAAACUGGGCAAAUUCUUCCAGACCAAGGCCGCUCCGCCUGAGAACCUGCCCAAGAUCCCCUCUAUCGUAUCGGAGGCCAACAAGCUCGCCGCUGGUGGUGGUUUCCAGUCCUGGUCUAUCUUGGGUUACUGCUGGGGAGGCAAGAUUGCGACCCUGGCCUCGAACCAGGAUAACAAGGUCUUCAAGGCCGCAGUGCAAUGCCACCCGGCGAUGCUGGACCCCAACGAUGCCACGAGCGUCAACAUCCCCAUGGCGGUGCUGGCCUCCAAGGACGAGAACCCCAAAGAUGUGGAGGCAUUCGGCGCCAACCUGAAGCAGGCCAAUUACGUCGAAACCUUCUCGACGCAGAUCCACGGAUGGAUGGCCGCUCGCUCCAACCUCGAGGAUGACGAGGUUCGCAAGGAGUACGAGAGGGGAUAUCGGACGGCUUUGGACUUUCUCCAGAAGCAUGCGUGA
Molecule: messenger RNA, 756 nt
Organism: Aspergillus sclerotioniger CBS 115572
Lineage: Eukaryota; Fungi; Ascomycota; Eurotiomycetes; Eurotiales; Aspergillaceae
Product: dienelactone hydrolase family protein
Exons: 4
Coding region: 1-756 (251 amino acids)
Molecular function (GO): hydrolase activity
Source: RefSeq, a predicted model, not a curated record